This is a messenger RNA of Scomber japonicus (chub mackerel), 2928 nucleotides long. RefSeq names its product chloride channel 2c (gene clcn2c). Gene Ontology annotation, biological process: chloride transport; transmembrane transport. The record is from RefSeq and is a predicted model, not a curated record. Gene Ontology annotation, molecular function: voltage-gated chloride channel activity. NCBI's taxonomy places the organism in Eukaryota, Metazoa, Chordata, Actinopteri, Scombriformes, Scombridae. The transcript is spliced from 24 exons. Bases 127 to 2838 code for a protein of 903 amino acids. Gene Ontology annotation, cellular component: membrane.
ACUAAAGUCAGCCCAAUGCUUUAAUCACUGCGCUCACAGAGAGAUAUCGCCUUCGGUUUCCUCUCACUUCUAAGCUCAAACAUUUCAUCAAGUCGCCGGUCGGGUAUCGUUCCAGACAGCCGAGCCAUGGCAGGGGACGGGUCCGACCAGCGGGCGCUGCAGUAUGAGCAAACUCUGAUGUAUGGGCGCUACACCCAGGAGCUUGGGGUGUACGCCAAAGAGGAGGCCGCUCGGCUGAGGGAGAGCGGGCAGAGGCGAUCGGUCACCGAGCGGAGCCGGACUCUGGACCUCCUAGAGUACGACAAGGGACGCUGUGCCAAGUGUCGCAUCUGCACGGUUCGCUGUCAGAAGUUCCUGAUCUCGCGGGUCGGGGAGGACUGGAUCUUCCUCAUCCUGCUGGGACUCCUCAUGGCUCUGGUCAGCUGGGUGGUGGACUUCUGCAUCGCCAUCUGCCUACAAGCACAGAAGUGGAUGUACGGUGGUCUGGACAGUAACGUGUUCCUGCAGUAUCUGGCCUGGGUCACCUACCCUGUGGUCCUCAUCACCUUCUCUGCAGGCUUCACCCAGAUCCUCGCCCCGCAGGCUGUUGGUUCAGGCAUUCCAGAGAUGAAGACCAUCCUGAGAGGAGUAGUGUUGAAGGAAUACCUCACCUUCAAAACAUUCGUGGCCAAAGUCAUCGGCCUCACCUGCGCUCUGGGCAGCGGCAUGCCCCUGGGCAAGGAGGGUCCGUUCGUGCACAUUGCCAGUUUGUGUGCUGCCCUCCUCAGCAAGUUCAUGUCUCUGUUUGGAGGAAUCUAUGAGAAUGAGUCGAGGAACAUUGAGAUGCUGGCAGCAGCCUGUGCUGUGGGAGUGGGCUGCUGUUUUGCUGCCCCCAUAGGAGGUGUGUUGUUCAGUAUUGAGGUAACAUCCACAUUCUUCGCGGUGAGGAACUAUUGGAGAGGUUUCUUUGCUGCUACCUUCAGUGCCUUCAUCUUCAGAGUACUCGCUGUUUGGAAUAGAGACGAAGAGACCAUCACAGCCCUCUUUAAAACCCGUUUCCGGCUAGAUUUCCCCUUUGACCUCCAGGAGCUUCCUGCCUUUGCCGUGAUUGGUAUUGCCAGUGGUUUCGGUGGGGCUUUGUUUGUCUACCUGAACCGUCUGAUUGUCCAGUUCAUCAGGAAACAGAAGGCCAUCAACAGAUUCCUCAUGAAAAAGCGUCUGCUGUACCCAGCGCUGGUUACUCUGCUUGUUUCCACUCUAACAUUUCCCCCUGGCUUUGGACAGUUUAUGGCUGGCAAGCUGACCCAGAAGGAGUCUCUGGUGACAUUACUAGACAACCGGACAUGGGCCAAGCAGGGCAUCGCUGAGGAGUUUGACUACAUCGGACAUUCCCAGGCAUGGAAACACCCACAGGUCAACGUCUUCGUCACGCUGGUCCUCUUCAUCGUCAUGAAGUUCUGGAUGUCUGCCCUGGCCACCACCAUCCCAGUCCCCUGCGGAGCCUUCAUGCCAGUAUUUGUGAUUGGGGCAGCGUUUGGUCGUCUGGUUGGAGAGAGCAUGGCAGCCUGGUUCCCAGAUGGCAUUAACACAGAUGGCACCAUCUACCCCAUAGUGCCAGGAGGCUACGCUGUCGUGGGUGCUGCUGCCCUGUCAGGAGCGGUCACCCACACGGUUUCCACCGCAGUCAUCGUGUUCGAGCUGACGGGACAGAUCUCUCACAUCCUGCCGGUGAUGAUAGCGGUGAUCCUGGCCAACGCUGUGGCCCAGUCCCUCCAGCCCUCACUCUACGACUCCAUCAUCAGGAUCAAGAAGCUGCCCUACCUCCCGGAGCUGGGCUGGGGACACCACGAGAAGUAUAAUAUUCGUGUGGAGGACAUCAUGGUGAGGGACGUGCGGUACAUCACGCUCAACUGCUGCUACAGAGACCUGCAUAACGUCCUGCUGACAGGCCACCUCAAGACUCUGGCUCUGGUGGAAUCAGCCGAGUCUAUGAUCCUGUUGGGUUCCAUCGAGCGUGCCCAGCUGCAGUCGCUGCUCUCGCAGCAGCUUGGCCGUGCUCGGAGGUUAGAGUACAUCAGGGAGCGGGCCGCCGCGGAGAAGAAGCGUCUUUCCGUCGUGUCGAACCCGAUCAGCGAGGACGGCAACCAGCGGGCCAGUCAGGAAGUCCGCUUCCAGAUCUCUACUGAGGAGUCAUCCUUCAGUCCAACUCGUCCAACUCCUCAGAAGCCCCUUAAACCUGCUCUGAAGAGACCCUCUGUGGUGGAGCGACCCACUGAGAUCCCCACCAGCCCACAAGAUAAUUCGGGCAUUGCUUUGAAGAAUCUGUUUUGCGCCAGUCCAGACACAGAAGGCAUGGAGAAAAACAACAACUUGGAGAGCCCAGCGUCUCCUGAGCAAAGGAGGCCGUCCAAACGAGUCCGGAUAUCCGUCGUGGAUGAUGGAGAUGUGGAGGAUGACAUGACCAUCAGAGAGAUUGCAGAGUGGGAAGAGAAUCAGCUUGAUGAGCAGGUCAACUUCAACAACUGCAAGAUCGACCCUGCCCCGUUCCAGCUGGUGGAGCGCACGUCGCUGCAUAAGACUCACACCAUCUUCUCCCUGCUGGGCCUCGACCACGCCUACGUCACCAGCAUCGGUCGCCUCAUCGGGGUGGUGUCCCUCAAAGAGCUUCGUAAGGCCAUUGAGGGCUCUGUGACGGUCAAAGGUGUGAAGGUGCGUCCUCCUCUGGCCAGUUUCCGGGACAGCGGCACCAGCAGCAGCGAGAACGAAGCCACUGAGCUCCACAAGCUGUGGGACCGCCACAAGAGCAUGUCGCUGCCCCGAGAGCACACCCCCUCCGAGUCUGAUGAAAAGUCCCAGUGAGAGAAAGUGGAAGAGGAAGAGGAGGAGGAGGAGGAGGAGGAAGAGGCAUCGAGGUCUUAAAUCCCCCCAAAGCCACAAACAUGCAAAAAU